This is a messenger RNA of Antrostomus carolinensis (chuck-will's-widow), 595 nucleotides long. RefSeq names its product CDGSH iron sulfur domain 2 (gene CISD2). The transcript has 3 exons. Lineage: Eukaryota; Metazoa; Chordata; Aves; Caprimulgiformes; Caprimulgidae. Gene Ontology annotation, cellular component: mitochondrial outer membrane; intracellular membrane-bounded organelle. Gene Ontology annotation, molecular function: 2 iron, 2 sulfur cluster binding. Gene Ontology annotation, biological process: autophagy of mitochondrion; regulation of autophagy. Bases 1 to 321 code for a protein of 106 amino acids. The record is from RefSeq and is a predicted model, not a curated record.
AUGCUGCGUCCUUUGUUGGACCAUGAAUGGCUGCGGUUACUGCCUUUCCUGGGCGUGCUGGCCUUGCUUGGUUACCUCGCUGUCCGUCCGUUCCUCCCCAAGAAGAAGCAGCAAAAGGAUAGCUUGAUUAACCUCAAGAUCCAGAAGGAAAAUCCAAAAGUAGUGAAUGAAAUAAACAUUGAAGAUCUGUGCCUCACUAAAGCCUACUGCAGGUGUUGGCGUUCUAAGACGUUCCCUGUCUGUGAUGGCUCCCACAACAAGCACAAUGAAUUAACAGGAGAUAAUGUAGGUCCACUAAUACUCAAGAAGAAAGAAGUAUAGCAGAUGCUUAAUCCACUAGAUCAUAACUGAUAAAAAGUCUUUUUAUACCAUUGUAGUUGCAAGGGACAGCAUUCUAUUAUGUGAUUGGUAUGAUUUAGUUUAAUCAUUGCUGUAGAUUUCUUUUUGGAAUAAACUGCAUUUAGACAGUGCUAAAUCUGUCACUGUUUUGAUACUUUAUUCUGAGAAGAACUAUGUUUCCUUUGUAAAACUGUAAAGUAACUAUCUCUGUAAAUAAGUAGUUUAUUUCAACAAUAAAAUUACUUCCUGCAGUUAA